AUGUUUAUGCAGCCUUGUGAAGGGACAAAAGAAGCAAUUCUUGAAUUCCUUGCAAAAGAAAAAUCAAAAUUUAGCGAGUUGAGAAGAAAAAUUAUAGAUUCCUUUCGCCAGCGUCUUCCUAAUUCAGAGAAAGAUUUAGGAGAUUUCACCAAGUUGGAUUGCUACUUAGAUGAAAUAAAGGACCUCAUUGCAAAAAUUUCCCAAGCUUCUAAAUUAUUAAAGUCAGAACAAGAUCCAAUUUUAGGGUUAUUGAGUUUACAGCCUCAAGAAGCUAUUGAGAAAGUAAAAUUGAUGACAACAGCCAGCAGAGAUUGAUACAACGGUGCAAAGCUCUUUAAUGUAUUCAAUCAAAAGUUAGAGAGUCUAAAUAGAUCCUUCUUUACAGAAAUAUGCGGGUCAUGUCUAGAUAAAAGUAAUAUGCAAAAUACUCCUGAAAUGCUGAAUAAAAGUAAAGCCGCAAGUUUAGAGCCAGCAAACGUUUAA
Molecule: messenger RNA, 483 nt
Organism: Blepharisma stoltei
Lineage: Eukaryota; Ciliophora; Heterotrichea; Heterotrichida; Blepharismidae
Source: the annotation of a GenBank genome assembly